CAGACAGUGACUAAUGGGCAAAGGUCUUACGGACCGCCCAGACAAAUAAAUGACGAAUAGUUAAGAUCUGGACGCAACAAACUUCUGACAAUACUUGAAGGUUACGUUACAAUUUUCCGCACUGUCAAAAAUAUUUCAAACUGAAAUUGACUGUACCAUUUUUUGUUCGCGUUCAACCAAAUCAAAAUUCACGAUGGACGAGGACGCCCAAUCAGACUACACUGGAGACGAGCAAGAUCAAGAGGCAGCCGUCAGACGCAGAAUCAACAAAGACACAAGGAGACGCCAGAAACCUGGAACCAAAUGCAGGACGCGGAUAGACGUUUUGGCUACUCCGAACAGAAGACUCAUAUUGGCGCUUUACCAGAAUCAUGCUCAUCAUUUUCCCAAAGAGAGAGUGGAAAAGCUCAAAGAGAUGCUUCAGCAGUUGUAUGCAAUGACGCCAGAAGAAACCGAGAGGUAUUUUGCGGAGAUGGAAGCUGUGACUGCAAGGAUUAUGCUUAGGAAACGUAUUAAAGAUAUGAUGAGGAAGAGGUUGAGGAAUCUCAAGAAAAGAGAACAACAGGCCAAAGCGAUGAUGUUCAUCCAAAAGCUAAUAAAGAAAGGCAUGCUAUUUGCCUUCAACCAUCCCGUACCGCCUCUUGUCUCAAUAAGAUUGAGGAACCUCUCAGACAUAGUAUUGGAGCAGAUCUGUGACCUGAGGAAUACUGACAUCCCAGACCGCGAAGAUCCAGACCAAAUUGGACUCUUCCUCAUCGCUGUAUCGGACUGGAUAGCGAUCUUCAUCGAGCAUGUGUACUAUAUCGUCCAGCUCAAGAAAAACAGAGAAUUGGAAGAGAUAGAAAAGAAUAGAGCUGAUAGUGUCAAAGAAUCAACUCCGGGGUCUCCUAUGAAUACUGAAGCUGUGAUCGUAAAUGAGCUGGGAGAUGAAGAAGAAGAAGGUCAAGAAGUUCCUGUUGGAAUUGCUGACUUGGAUCAGGAUGUUGAGUAGUCUCGUGGCCACGUCUUUGUCUAUAUUUUUGUUAGAAUCAAAAGAGUAAAAAUGUUUGGCAUUGUUUCACGAGUUUCGUGGGGUUUGAGGCUUCCUUGGAAAUAAUGAAUCUCUCCUUGGAAACAGUGAAGCAACGACGCUUCCUUGAGGAAUAUUCAAGGGAGGAUUUAUAUUUCAUUUUACAGUACCCUUACGGUUGUCAUCACAAGUUGUCAUCAAUGUCAG
Acanthoscelides obtectus is the source of this 1216-nucleotide messenger RNA. The record is from the annotation of a GenBank genome assembly. NCBI's taxonomy places the organism in Eukaryota, Metazoa, Arthropoda, Insecta, Coleoptera, Chrysomelidae.